Molecule: messenger RNA, 902 nt
Organism: Achroia grisella
Lineage: Eukaryota; Metazoa; Arthropoda; Insecta; Lepidoptera; Pyralidae
Exons: 7
Coding region: 154-807 (217 amino acids)
Source: RefSeq, a predicted model, not a curated record
GGCCCGGCCACGAGCAACAGUCUGCUCGCGUGAGCCGUCGCUCGCAAUUCGGCUGCACUACAUCGCGUUAUCAUGACCCAUGGUGUGGGGUGGCGCUCGGUAGCGACGGGUGCGAGGCGAUGAUCGGCCACAUGGGCCGGCCGCGUGCUCACCAUGCGACAGCCGUCGACCGACACGGUCGACAAAGCAGUAUGCACGGAGGAAAGCGGCGCGGCGCGGCUGGAGGCUGUGCUGGUCGCCUUGGUGGAGCGAAAGGCACGCGCGUUGCACGCCGAGCAGGCACGGCGGCGCGCGCGCACCCAUCCUCUACUGCUGCUGCUACGAAACCACGUGCCAGACGAGGAGGCAUCCAUUAUUGGCAGUCCUGGCGAGGAGUUACCGACACACUGGUGCGAGCAUGAAGUCUCCAGACACAAGCACAAGAAACUCAAGUUACGAACUCAUCAUAGGGAGCUAAACAGUCCUGAGCAGUUGGAGCUAGAGCGACGAAGACGGCGACGAAGACGCCACCAGCAUGCGCAAUCCGAGAAGCCAAGAAAACACCGUACGUUACUAGUAUCAGCCAUAGAUGAACAGGCGAAAGUCAUUCAUGUAUUGGAUCCCGAUGAGCUACCUCGUCGUGCACGUUAUACUAUCAUGGUGACCGCCUGCCUCCUUCUCUUCUUAUGCCUGCUGUUGGUGGGUGUCACGCUCCGUAUGGCACCACUCAUCGAUGACAUGGUUCGCCAGGAGAACGAGCGCAUGAUGCACGACGUCCUCCAGGCGGGAGUCUUAAAUCGCACCCAGUCGUUGGGGGCAUUGCGCUGACGCCGCGCUAUUCGCCGCGCCCGCGGCUCGACGUGCGACCCGCUGCAGCACCGCCCGAGGAGCCCGUCGAUAGCGGAACCCAGCCCGACCCCGAU